Oenanthe melanoleuca is the source of this 1887-nucleotide messenger RNA. It is a transcript of the gene TMIGD1, whose product is annotated as transmembrane and immunoglobulin domain containing 1. The transcript has 7 exons. The coding region runs from base 422 to 1201 and encodes 259 amino acids. The record is from RefSeq and is a predicted model, not a curated record. NCBI's taxonomy places the organism in Eukaryota, Metazoa, Chordata, Aves, Passeriformes, Muscicapidae.
CAAAGGAGGAUAUGGCAAAGGAGCUUUGGGGAGAAAGGGACAAAUCAGAGUUUACUCCCACUCUAGGAUAAUCUAGGAUAAAAUCCCUGUGGUUUGAAACAGUGCUGUGAACACUCAGAAAGCUGAAAAAAAAAUAAGGUAUUAUUUUUGGCUGAAAGUCUUUAUGGCUGAUGCAGGAACUCUCUCAUUAGUUACUCAUUGCCUCAGCAAGUCUCAUAAAACAGCCAGCAGAGCCCAGCAAAUACUUCAGUGUUGUGGAAGCUCAGAAAUCCAGGAAUUGAACGAGGCCUUGAACCCAUUUUAUGGACUCACUUCUAACUGAACAACCAUAAAAUAUUAAAAUUCUGACCCUAUAAAUAAGGAGGGGAAAGAACUGUGUAUUUCUCAGCAGAAGCAGCCUCUCCAGAGACUCUUCCCAAGAAUGGCGCGGAGCCACAGCCUCGCCCUCCCCUGCCGAGUGCCCGUCCUUGCUCUUUCCUUCUUGGCAUGUGUGGCCACAGGUUUGCAACUGUCUGUAAACAACCAUGCUGCUGACUUCACCCUGUCCACAGAGCUUGGCCCUCCCAUUUCUCUCUCGUGCCUCGUACACAACAGCAGCCAGGCUGAGGAGCUGCUCUGGUACCGUGGAAAUGGGAAAGUGGGGCUGAAAGAGGGGAAUAAAGUGAACAUCAGCAACAUCUGCAUAUCCCCAGUCAAUGAGUCUGACAAUGGAGUCACCUUCACGUGCAGGCUGGCACGGGACAAGUCUGUGCAGGUGUCUGUGAUCCUGGAUGUCCAGUUUCCCCCCCAGCUGAGUGGAGAGGAGACCCUCCAUGUGGAAGAAGAAAAAGAUGUUACUCUGACCUGCAACUCCAAAUCCAACCCUCAAGCCCAAAGCACCUGGCUGAAGGACAACCAAAGCUUGACCCUGCAGCAAAGUCACCAUGAGGUGUACCAGACCAGUGAGAUCUUUCGGCUCUCUAUCAAGAAAGUGCAGAAGUCUGACAAUGGGACCUACACCUGUGUGAUGGAGUCACCCCUGGGACGUGGGACAAGGGAUUUCUACCUCAUAGUUGAAGAUAAAAAACCUGUUUUUCCCACGGAGGCUGUUAUUGCUGCUGCAGUGGUGGUUUCACUCACAAUACUUUUUGGAAUUGUGGCUCGAAAAGAUAAAAUUUUUAAGUGCUUCAAGAAACCUUCAAGAGAAAUAGCUCUGAGUUGAUUUUUCGCUUCUUCCAUUCAUUUUGCUGCAGGUGAAGAACUCCCAGAAAACAUCAUUUCUAGUGGUCAACCAAAGCCAUAGUGUGAGAUGAUGAGAUAAAGCACUGAAACAGUUUUUUUGGAAUCAAGUUUAUACGUUUUUUCAAAAUAUAAGUGGUUCUUUGUGUCUGUUGAUUCUAACCUGCUGCUUAGAGGGUCAGAACUGUUAGAACUGGUCACUGGAAAACCUUUCUUUGGAGCAGCAUUGAGGCAGGUGGGCUGCAUGAAAUGAUGCCAGCUCUUGCCCUCAGUGCUUAUUCCAACAUGGAAUGCGUGUGCAGCUGGGCACGUGGGUUGUGGAUCAGUCUGCAGAGGAAUCUUUACUGGAUUAUGAUGGCCACCCAACUCCCUAUCCCUUCCCAAUGAUCCUAUGGGCAUCUCAGCUUCUCUUGCCAGGGCAAAAGCUGCCUGGCACUCAGCACUGCUGCUGCACCUCCUGUCUCCAUGGCUGAGACAGACCCCAGGGCUCGAUGACACACAGUGAAGUUACAGUGAUUGCUCCAGCACCCAAAUGGGUGGAAAUCCAUCCAUCCCUUCCCCCAACAAAUGUGCCACUCAAGCACUUUUCUCAAGGCUGUUGAGGCCUCAUCAUGCCUUGGAAUAGUCCAUUACUAAUACUGUCAAUAAACACUGCGUGCUGUAAAUCAA